CAUGUGUCGGCGAUCGCAGUUUCCAUUUCCCCAGAAGAGCCGCCCACCGGCGCUGUCUUUCGAAAGUAAACCGAGACAGCCAGCAAAAGGAAACCGCGGGCUGCUCCUGGUCCUAGCUUGUCGCUCGAUGUCAACAGCUUUCUAGAGGCGAACUUUCUAGAGGCGAACUCUUUGCCGCCAGACCGCAACUUCAACGUUUCUGCAAAGUAUUCCCUCGCCCGCCAGACAAGUUUCGUGCGCCCGCCAGACAAGUUUCGUGCGCUACAAAGUAUUCCCUCGCCCGCCAGACAAGUUUCGUGCGCUACAAUCGAUUCUUCGAUUUGGCAUCCCCUGGAGAGGACUUUGCCUAAGACGGUGGCGUUGGGGGGUCGCGGUAAGAAAGCUGCCCAAGGAACAUGCCCGGGCGCAGGGCGAGUAGACCGGCGGGCUCGCCUUCGGCUGGCGCGUCCUUGCUGCUCUUCCCCGAGGCUGCCUUCUUCCAAGAGGACCCUGCAGCCAUCCGCCAGAUCAGCUGUAAGCGCGGCUGCCUGGCUGUGGUGAAGACCGACGGGACGGUGGUCGUUUGGGAUCGCGCAGAGGAGGGAAGCGGCCAAAGUCCCGCUAGGAAACCCAGGCACAUUAACCUGAAGAAGAAGAUCAAGGUGGAUUUACUGGACUGUGAAACAUCUCACCUGCUCAUUCUCUCAUCAGAAGGAAAACUUUCUGAGCACAGUCUUGCUUUCCAAAACGUUGAGUCAAAGCCAAGAUUGCUGAAAGAAUUAGGAGACAGACGCAUUGUUCAAAUUGCCUGUGGUGACCAUCAUUCCAUGGCCCUGUCAAAAGGAGGAGAGCUCUUUGCCUGGGGUCAGAAUGAAUAUGGCCAGCUUGGCGUGGGAAGAGAGAUGAGUUCUGCCAGGGAACCACAGCUGGUGCAGGCGCUUGAAGGCAUUCCUUUGGCAAAGAUUGCAGCUGGAGGAUUUCAUAGCAUGGCAGUCUCUCUGUCUGGAUCGGUCUAUUCUUGGGGAAAGAAUGCCUUUGGGCAACUGGGCCUUGGAAAUACAGAAGAUAGGCAUUCCCCUACGUACGUGAAUGCUUUGGAACAUAAGAAGACUGUGUUUGUUUCAUGCGGAGGAGAACACACUGCAGUUCUUUCAAAGGAUGGGCUGGUCUGUACUUUUGGGGCUGGCUGCUAUGGCCAGCUUGGCCACAACUCCACACGUAACGAGAUGUUUCCACGUCUUGUGGCAGAGCUGUUUAGUGCUCGAGUGUCUAAGGUAGCCUGUGGGAGAUGGCACACUCUUGUCUACGUCCCAGACCUGAAGAAAGUCUACUCGUUUGGUUCUGGAUCUGAAGGGCAGCUUGGCAAUGGGAGAAAGUGUAAUCAGUUGAUACCUUUUCCUGUUGACUUGGUUAAGAAGGGCAAGAAAUUCACCCAGGAAGGGAAUGCUUCAGAGAAACAGAUUAAAAUCAUCGCUGGCGAUAACCAAAGUAUUGUGAUUUCUCUGAAGGAAAAGAAUUCAUAUGCCAAUUUAAACCGGACAAUUGCCACGUUAGAAGAGGAAGAGACAGAUAAAUGGGUUUCUAAUUUGGAUCCUAACCGCUGGCCGAACAUUAGACAGGAGAUUAAGUUGAUCUUCUCGUCAGUAGCCUGUGUCAAUGGAAGCUUCCUGAAAAAGAGUCAAGAUGAACAUUUCAGAACAUCUCAGGGGGUUGCAGGUAUAAAUAUGUCAGCUGUGCUCCUUUUCUCUGACAAGAUUGUAGAAAAGCCUAAAGUCUACACAGAGGUGAUGAAAGCUGUUAAAAAGCUUGUACAGUCCCUGCUCUACUCUGCUACUUCCCCCGAAGCACUCAGAGUCUUUCUCAUCCUGCCUGUAAUCUUACGGAAGGAGGACCUCCAGUCGGACUCUCUGCUUUGCCAGUUGGCACAAGCCAUUAUGUCUCUUCAGCCGGAAAAUAGCCAAAUGCUCAAAUCUCUGUUGUCCAACCUCAACGUUCCCUUCUUCAAGGAUCUGGUGGACUUGUAUCGAAGACUUUCCAGUUUCAAAUUAUCUUCCAUCAUUGAACAGAUAAGAUCUUUGGAGCAGUUGGACCGACAUAGGGACAUAAUUUACCCUAUGUUCAUCCUACAGGUUUUAUAUGAGGUAAAUUGCAGGACUGGUUUCCGGAUCCAGGAAAAGAACUUCUAUAUACCUGAAGUGAAAAAAAUGCUGCAUCCUCCAAAAUGGAAGCCCAGGCAAAAUCCUGAACAAAUGCACAGAAGAAUUUGCUCAAAGCUCGAAGAAGUGAAGUUCCCUUUAUAUGUUUCUGUUCGGUUCCCUUGUAUCUUGGAUACGGAAGCGAAGAUUCUGCUGCACGAUUUGGACCGGCACAUGUUGCAGGGUCUCUGCAGCAGGCCACGCCCUGAUGCCAUCACAGAACUGCAUGUGAGGAGACAACAUCUGCUCCAAGAUACGUGGGUGUGUAUAAGGAAUAUGGAAACGAACCAGUUUCAACACUUCCUCAAAGUCUGUUUUAUUGGAGAACCUGGAAUAGAUGACGGAGGGCCAUCCCAAGAGUUCUUCUCAGUCCUCAGAAGGGAACUGUGUGCCCCAGAAGCACAGAUCUUCCAGCACUUUGAAGAGUCGCAUCUGAUUUGGUUUUCUAGCCAGGCACCAGCACAGGAAGACAUCUAUGUUCUGAUUGGGACCGUAUUUGGAAUGGCACUCUAUAAUAUGAAGAUCGCUGCCUUCCCUUUCCCUCUCGCUCUAUUCAAGAAGAUGGCAAAUAUUCCACUGACUCUGGAAGAUCUGAAAGAGCUGUCUCCUAUAGAAGGAAGGUGUCUUCAAGCAGUCUUGGAUGAACAAUAUGAUGACAUCUUAGAAAGCAUGAUGCUAGAUUUCACAGUAAUGAAAGAAGAAAGAGGAUCUAAAGUUUUCAUUGAAUUGAAAGAAAAUGGUGCUAACAUUCCUGUCACUAAGUACAAUAGAAAUGAGUACGUUGACGCGUAUGUGAAUUACAUAUUCAAUGAUUCCGUUGAGAAGCAGUUUGUGGAUUUCAUGAGUGGGUUUUUAAGAGGCUGCCCAGCUAGAAAGUGGAAAAUCUUCCUUCCUGUCGAACUCCAAGUUGUUCUGCAUGGGCGUACCGAGUAUAAUUGGAAACAACUAGAAAAGAAUGCCAGGUACCACGGAUACGAAGAGUCAGAUGAAACUAUCAAGAAUUUCUGGGCUGUGUUUCAUGAGCUUCCAGAAGAAAAGAAGAAAGAUUUUCUGGCUUUUCUUACAGGAACAAACUGCGUUCCAAGUCAAGGGAUGGAGAGAUUUGCGCUCAUUAUUGAGGAUGCAAGAAAAGAAAAUCCAGACCGAUGGUAUCCUGUAGCCAGCACCUGUUUUCGAGUAUUGAGCCUUCCCAGAUACAGUAACCAAGACAUUCUUCGAGAAAUGUUCCUGUCUGCACUAGAGCACUAUGAAAAGUUUGGCCUGUCGUAAAACCUGGAUACAAGAAACAUUGUUUUGAACUGGUUGAUCUGGACCUAGUUAAUGUCUCCUUACACCUAACUUUUAUUUCUUUGUUCACUGAAGAAAACAAACCAAGCCAAGGAUUUUAUCUCUUUGUCAAAAGGAGGAGACUUCUGCUUCUCCCUUCUGGUACCAGGUUAUGGGCUGAAGGAACAUGAAUCAGCAGCCUUUCUGUCAAUGCUUGGAAGGGAAGACUGCCUGGGAAUCUUACUAUCACCGUCUUGUAUUCAACAGUGAACAAAAAGCGGGAUAUAUGUGUAACU
This is a messenger RNA of Eublepharis macularius, 3736 nucleotides long. RefSeq names its product probable E3 ubiquitin-protein ligase HERC4. NCBI's taxonomy places the organism in Eukaryota, Metazoa, Chordata, Lepidosauria, Squamata, Eublepharidae. The record is from RefSeq and is a predicted model, not a curated record. Gene Ontology annotation, biological process: protein ubiquitination; ubiquitin-dependent protein catabolic process. The transcript is spliced from 24 exons. Gene Ontology annotation, molecular function: ubiquitin protein ligase activity. Bases 396 to 3443 code for a protein of 1015 amino acids.